This is a messenger RNA of Salpingoeca rosetta, 3458 nucleotides long. RefSeq lists its product as uncharacterized. The record is from RefSeq and is a predicted model, not a curated record. Lineage: Eukaryota; Choanoflagellata; Craspedida; Salpingoecidae. The coding region runs from base 24 to 3332 and encodes 1102 amino acids. Gene Ontology annotation, molecular function: RNA polymerase II complex binding. Gene Ontology annotation, cellular component: Cdc73/Paf1 complex. Gene Ontology annotation, biological process: regulation of DNA-templated transcription. The transcript has 30 exons.
CAUUUCAGAUUUGAUGCAAUUUUAUGUCAACAGCUUUCGACGCCAAUCAUUCACAAAUCCUCUACAAGCAGCAACUUGGGGAAGACGACGAGAGCGCAGAGAGUCAACCAGCCAGCCAGCCAGCCAGACAGCCAGUCAUGAGCGACGAGCCAGUGGUGGUGGAGAUUCCCGUGUUGCAGAAGCAGCACCACGAGGAAGAUGCCAUCCAACUUGGCCCAAGUGACUUGGAGAACCUGGACACGGUGAUUGACAUCAUCACGUUCGAGAACGUGCAUCUCAAGUACUGGGCUCAAAUCGCGGACUACUAUCGUCGCAAUGCCAAAUGGGACGAGCUGUACACGCUGCUGGAUCGUGCACGGCAGCAAAAGGCACCACCAAAUGAUGCUGAGCACAUGCCCCAGAAGAUCCGUUUGAUGGUCAUGCUUGCCAACCUGCUGCUGGAGCGAGCAAAGGGCGCGCGAACCAAGGCGGAGGCAGACCAGUUGAUCGACCAAGCAACGCAACUGACAAACGAAGUCGACAUCUACGAUCAGAACAACGAGGGCAACUGGGUGUGCAAAGGGUACAUCAGCCUGUUUGUGGGCACGAGCGAGCACCUUGACCGUGCGCGCACGCUGUUUGACCUGGUGCUCACCAGCAAGAGUCAGACCAGCAUCCCCGCCCUCCUCGGCCGGGCUGCGAUUGACUUCCACAAGGACCUGUAUGCGGAUGCGUUGCGUCGCUACCGCACGGUGCUGCGCAUCAGCCCCUCGUGCCCCGCCAGCAUCCGCGUCGCCAUGGGCAUGUGCUUUGCCCGCCUCGAACGCUUCGACAAGGCGCGUGCUGCUUUUGAGCGAGCGCUGGCGCUGGACGAAAACAACGUGCCUGCACUCGUCGGCACAGCCAUCCUCCUCAUCAACCAGAAGGAGCGCGGCGCGAUGCGGGAGGCUGUGGAGCGGCUGACAAAGGCGUACAAGCUGGACCGCACCAACCCGAUGACCCUCAACCUCCUCGGAAACCACUUCUUCCACAGAAAGGAGUACAGCAAGGCGCUUGGCCUGGUGACACACGUUGCUGGGACGGCGCUUGACCGGGACAUCAAGGCCGAGGCGUUCCAUCACAUGGCACGCAUCCACCACCAGCAGGGGAACCUGGACACGGCGCUGUCGCACUACUACCAGGCGACGAGCCUCUCGCCGUCGCUGCUGCCGGCCCACUACGGUCUUGGCCAGAUGUACAUCCACAAGAAGCAGCUCAGGCGCGCGCGCGACUGCUUUGAAAUCGUCUACAAGCACAUGCCGACGAAUAUGGCGGCGGCGAAGAUCCUUGCGUGCAUGUAUGUGCAGGAGGCGGAGACGUCGCGGUCCGCAACCGCCCUCGAAAAGGCAACAGCGCUCUUUGAUAAGGUGUUGAAGCAGCGGCCAGAGGACAUUGAGGCGUGGGUGGAGCUCGGUAUGCUCCUCAUCCGCUCAAACCCAAAGCGAGCACUUGGUGUGUUUGGAGAGGCGAAGACGCGGCUGGAGGCGCUGGGAUCGGCGCUCCCGCCCGAGCUCGUCAACAACAUGGCCUGCCUGCACCUCCUCAACACCAACCACCGCCACGCAAAGGCAAUGUUUGAAGAAGCGCUGAGUGGCCUUGACCUCGACCCGGACGAGCAAGCCGACAUGGAAGAGGCGGACAUUGAGUUUUUCAAGGGCGCGAAAGUGACUGUGCGGUACAACCGUGCGCGGCUGCUGGAGACGACGUACGAGCUUGACGCUGCCGAGGAAGAGUACCACGCUAUCCUGCAGUCGCAUCCAGACUACGCAGACGCGCGCUUUCGCCUCGGCGUCAUGGCCCAGCGCCGCGGCGCCAUCAACGAGGCAACAAUCUUCUUCAAGGACUGCCUCAGGCUGAACGAGGUGACGGCGCUGACCCUGCUCGGGAAUCUGUGCAUCCAAAAGCGACAGCUGCAGCACGCACAGCGCUACUUUGACAAGAUUAUCAAACUCCGCAAAAAGGAAGGCGACCUGUACAGCCUGGUGUCGCUGGGCAACAUCUUCUUCCAGCGCGUGGAUUUUGUUCGCGCCCAGAAGUACUUCACAAAAGCGCUUGAAGCGAGUGUGGAAAACGUGUUUGCGGUCAACGGGCUUGGCUGCGUGUUUGCUGCACAGGGAAACACCGCACAGGCAAAAGACCUGUUUCAACAGAUCCGCGAAGCGACGACAGAUGUGGAAGGCAUGGACCAGAUUCUUCUCAACCUCGCCCACGCUUACGUCGACCUGGGUUCCCUGUCUGAAGGCAUUGCGCUUUAUGAAUACUGCCAGCGGAAAAUGGGCCGACGCACGGAUGCAUCGAUCCACGCUGCCCUGGCCCGUGCCCAUUACAAGAACAGAGACUACAAGCUCGCCCGCAAGCACUUUGUCAAGGCGAAGCAUCUUGACCCGCUGGAUUCGCGCCACGACUUCAACAUUGCGCUGACGCAGCAGCAGGAGGCGCGCAGCAUCCUCGACAGCAGGCGCCCGCUCCCAGACCAGCUCUUGGAGGCAGAGACAUUGCUUGGGCUUGCUCGCCAGUGCUUCCGGCAGCUGAAGCGGCCGCGCCAUCAGGUCAAAUACGACUUCAAGCGCGCUGAGAAGGAGGAGCGGCUGUGUGUUGAUCUCCGCCAUCAAUCCAAGCAACGGUCAACAGCUGCUGAGUCAGAGGCGAGCAAGUUGAAGAAGCAAGCGGAAGUAGCGCGGCUGUUCCAGCAGCAGCUGCAGCAGCGAGAGGCCGAGAAGGAGGAGCGACUGCAGCGGCUGGCAGAGGCGGAGGCGCGCAAGCGAGAGAAGAUUAUGGAGUAUGAGCAGAGCAUGCCGAAUGUUGGGGACAUUAUGGAGCGAGCGGAGGCGAAGAAGCGCGAGGGCCGCAAGCGCCGCAGUGACGCCGAUGACAUUAUCAACGACGAAGAGGAGGAGCCUGCGCCACUGCCAGAGGAGGACGAGGGCGAAUAUGACGACAACGACGACGCUGACGACGGUGCACGGAAAUCAGCAAAGCGUCAGGCAUCCAAGCGCAAGCCAAGGUCGAAGAAGUCGAAAGUCGUUUCGCGCCGAGAGGACGACGACGAUGAAGAUGAUGAUGACGACGAUGACGACGACGAUGACAUCGCUCGUUUGAGAGCACAGCGUUCGCAGAAGUUGAGCAAGAAGCGGGUGGUGAAGUCCAAGGCCUCCCUUGACUCUGACAGCGAAUCAGACGACGAUGACGAUGCUGCCAAGCAGGCCGCCAUGCCCCGCAGCAAGGUUGGCAUUCGCUCGACCAAAUCUGCUGAGAUUGUGGAGAGCAGCAGCGAAGACGACGACGACGACGACGCAGAACUGAAAAUGAGCUGAGAGGACAGCAGGGCCAGUAGCACAACACUGUUGCACGCUAUCAACCAUACCACCUUGCUGUUGCCUGUGAUGCGGAAGGAGUUGUUUACAUACAUUACACGAGUGAUGAAUAACACAAGAUAGUCA